This is a messenger RNA of Paramormyrops kingsleyae, 2150 nucleotides long. It is a transcript of the gene cryl1, whose product is annotated as crystallin, lambda 1. Gene Ontology annotation, molecular function: L-gulonate 3-dehydrogenase activity; NAD+ binding. The record is from RefSeq and is a predicted model, not a curated record. Lineage: Eukaryota; Metazoa; Chordata; Actinopteri; Osteoglossiformes; Mormyridae. Gene Ontology annotation, biological process: fatty acid metabolic process.
GCAUGCGCAAAAAGAUAGACUCUAAGAAACUCAUGACACCUCCUUGUGCAUUACGUAUUUCCACAAAACUCAUUAAAUAGGUUGUCAAAAGUUCAACUAGUAUUUUGUACUUCUUGCAGCUGAAUCAUGAGCACGUACGACCGAAAAAUAAUUUCUGUUAUAGGAAGUGGCUUGAUUGGUUGUUCUUGGACCAUGGUGUUUCUGAGUGGAGGAUACAGAGUAAAGAUCUAUGAUAAACAACCAGGACAGGCAGCCAAGGCAGUCCAGAAUGUGAGGUUGCAGAUUGAGGAGCUACAGCAAAACCAAAUGUUAAGGGGCAACCUAAACUCGGUGGAACAGCUAGCACUGCUCAGCAGCCAUGAGAGUCUUUCAGAAGCUCUGGAGGGUGCCUUUUUUGUUCAGGAGUGUGUCUUUGAAGACCUUGCGGUGAAGCAGGCUGUCUUUCACGAGCUGGAGGGCUGUGCCGGAAAGGAUGUAAUAUUCAGCAGUUCCACAUCCUGCUUGCUGCCAAGCAGUGUCUUCUCUGAAGUCCAGAACAGGAUGCGCUGCGUUGUGUGCCAUCCGGUAAACCCACCCUACUUUGUGCGUUUGGUGGAGCUGGUUCCCCAUCCAGAGACAUUGCCUGUUGUGAUGGACAGCACAUUCACAUUGAUGACUGAGAUAGGACAAGCACCUGUCCGUCUUAUGAAGGAAAUUGAUGGCUUUGCUCUCAACCGUAUUCAGUAUGCAAUUAUUGCAGAGUCCUGGAGGCUAGUCAAGGAUGGGGUUAUCUCUGUUCAGGACAUCGACCUGGUGAUGUCUGAAGGAUUGGGCAUGCGCUAUGCUUUUAAUGGUCCCCUGGAAACCAUGCACCUCAAUGCACCAGAUGGUUUGGAAGACUACUUAAGGCGUUACAAAGAGGGCAUGCAGAGGGUUCUGUCAUCUUUUGGGCCAGUUCCUGAGUUUUCUGACAAUGAAGCAGAAGUAUUUAUUCAGGACAUGCGUAAACAUAUUCCCAGCAGCCAACUGUCAGUCCGGAGAGAGCAGCGAAAUAACCUUGUUAUGGGCUUGGCCAAGCUGAAGCAAAUGUCUGAAUAACUCUUUACUUGAAACUUGGUUAAAAAAGCAAGUCAUGUUUAGAUGAUUUUAAAUCUGAAUGAAUAAUUCAAAUAUAGUACUAACAGUGGAACACUGACACUAACAGGAGCACUAGCAGUGGAAGAAUGAAUCGAUGUCAUAGCAAGCAUGACAGAAUAAAGUCAUAUUCUCUGUGUCUGGUGACUGGACGUGCCAGCUCCUUGCGAAUCAUUUACAUACCCAUCGCUGGUCUGCACGUGUACCAAAUUACAUUGAAAUUGGACCAUUACUUAUGGGUGCUUAUUUUUUUUUGUCACUGAGUGGAGAUCUGUAAACUAAUUAAGGUUCAAAUGAAAUAAAUCAGUCAUUCAGUUAUAGUAACUUUCCACUCCAUCCUGAGAAGGAUAAUACCCGAUAUCCCCUAAAAACAAAAUAUUUAUAAUAUUACAAAAAAAAACUAAUAAUGUUUACAGGAUUAGGGGAAUGGGGUACCAUUCUGGUUCAGAGGAAUUAUAGCCUCUCUACAAGAGUUGUGGGUUAGAUUACAUCCCUGACUCUCUGUGAGCACAUGCUGUCCUUCACAUUUCCUGCUGGUGCAUAGGCUUCCUCCCAAUACAUGUAGUUAAAACUAGUGCCUCAGAAUUGCUCAUAGUGUGUCAAUAUGUAGCUUGUGAUAGCACAGUAUCCCAGCUUUCCCUAUGCUUCCUGGGGUAGGGUUGCCAGCCUGCAUAGAAUAAAUGGUUAAGGAAAGUAGAUGGUUCAGGAAUAACCAGAUAUGGAAUCUUGUAUUUUACAUCAAUAACCUAAAAACUCAUUCUAUUAUGGUUUGGGAAUUUCUUAAUAUCAGAUUUAUUUGUGCGUGAUGACUUCUCAUUAAUAACAGUCAUAGAUUAGUUCUGCUUGGGCUCAGACCGAAUAUGUGUGAUUGCAACCUUUUAUCUUAGUCUAUUGUGUUCUACUAGCUUCACAGCUUUGAUAAUAUUGAUUUUGACUAAGUGGAGUAAUCCUGGGAUGACUGUUUUCUCACACAGCUGCAUUUUCUUUACUUUGUCACUUAUAUAUUGAGUUGUUAAAUAAACUAUCCUAAUAUACAA